CCGGAAGUAGACGAAGUAGAAGUCAACAAAAUGAAAACAUACAAAUUUUAUUGAAUAAUUUGUAGACGAACAUAAUUGAAGUAAUGACAACCAGUGCAAUAAACACUUCCAAGCCAGUUCUCCAUAUUGUAGUGAUUGGCUUUCACCACAAGAAAGGCUGUCAGGUGGAUUAUGCCUUCCCACCGCUUGUCCCAGGCGGAACCGUUGACAGUCAUGAAACACCAGCAGAAUGGAAGCAUCUGCCAUCGCUUGCAAUACCUGAUGGCGCUCAUAACUACACCCAGGACAGCAUAUAUUUUCACCUACCUGGUCUCGAUGACAGGCAUAGGACAGUAUAUGGAGUGGCCUGCUACAGACAGAUCGAGACUAAGGAUUUGAAGAUAAAAACAGAUGAUAUUACAAGAAGUACUGUACAGAAAAGUGUCUGUGUGCUGAGUAAUUUGCCACUGUAUGGACUGAUCGAAGCGAAACUGGAGCUCAUUACGCAUGCCUACUUCCUGGAGCUAGAUUUCAGACAAGUCUCACUUCUAGAAGACACCUACAACAAUCUGAAUGCCUCGCUGCGAGAAUCCCUGUUGGACGGUGGGUCUCAGGUGUUCUUGGGGAUGAAUAUCAAAGAACUGGUGCAGACGUACAGACAUCGUGUUAUGACCCUCUUCAAGCUUGUUCUUCUGGAGAGAAGGGUAUUGUUCACUGGCUCGCCUGUUGAGAGGCUAGCAAACACCAUGUUGACAAUACUUUCAUUAUAUCCAGGCAUGAUAGAACAAGGACUGGCAGAGUGCACGAGUUACGGAGGUGACAGAAACAUCAGCCCGACAUUGAGACACACCGGGGUGGGGGAGGAGGCAGAGGAAUUUCUGGAGAUCAGAUAUACAGGUGAUCUAAGUCCAGAUAUAAGUGGGCUGUCAGGUACAGAUUCGGUGGAGGCGGUGGAACCAGCGUCCCCCACCAUUGAUCGUGGACUGGACCAACCAAGUUUUCCUAUGAAUGCUGCAGAAUCACUAAAAAGUAUCAACAACCAGUCAAGCCUUGGGAGAAGUAGCUCUAAAAAAGGUUUACAAAUCCACACUGCUGGCAGAAAAUGUGAUAAGGAUAGCAGUGAUAGUUCAAAAGAUUUGCACAAAAAUCCUGCACAGUCUGUGAUCGAAACCAAAACCGUUGAUAACUUAGACUAUGUAGAUGAUUACUAUGCAAAAGACGCAAAAUCCAUUGAUGGUAAUCCAUGUGAUAAUGCUAAGUUAAGGAUCAACUUGAGUAUAAAGGAGAGUGAUGGUCGUCGAUUAGUGAUGGCAGAAGACGUUAACCUGCUUACAGGAAUAACCACAUAUGAAGCUGUACAGGAAGGGAAAAGCAUUCCAAAAAACGGGUCUGUGAUUAACAUAGAAAAAUGUUCGCUCGAAGUUUCCGAAAACCAUUUCGGAAGCCUGCCAAAAGAAAUCCAUAGAAAAGACUUAGAAGAAAAUAUCGAGGAUCUGGACUCGCCGGAGAGCUUGAGCAAAAUCGAUAAAGAAGAUUGCUUUUCCUGGGAGGACGACCAUUUGUCUUUAGCCAUCAAUACGGAUCGCUCCAGUCUACAACUGGACGAGACGUCUGGCUUAGCAUCAUCAUUUAAGGACAUGCCGAAUUUAGAGCAGACAAUGAGUAGAGCUGGGCAAGGUCAAGGUCAGGCUACAGACUUGGAUGGUUCCAGACGAGGUGGCCAAAGCGACACUGAUGUCACUAACAGAGUGGAACCAGUCAGAGGGACAAAUGGUUUGAGCCCAGGAGUAAAGGCUGCCGCUAUUAAAAGUCGUCUAACCAGUGCCAUCAGUGGACUUGGUAUAAAGCAGAAAUUUGCACAAAAGCCUGGCUCAAGGGAGACAAGUGGGCCUUCAUCUCCGACAAAUUCUACAGAGUUCAUUCCCUUGCCGUUCAUUCAGCAAGACGACUUGGGCUUCCCGUUGGCAGUGUUCACAAAGGGAGUUGUGUGCUUCCCGUAUCUGUCCUUGCAAUACUAUGACCUUCUCAACGAUGUGAACAUACGGGGGUUUCUCAUCGGUGCAACCAACAUGCUCUUUCGACAGAAAAGACAUUUAACCGACAUUGUGGUCGAUGUAUCGGAACACAAAAUUGAGAUCAAUGACAAGGAAUUGCAGAAAAACCUUGUGUUGACGACUGCUGACCUACGAUUUGCCGAUAUUCUAGUCAAAGCCGUUUCAGAAUCUGUGGAAGAUGGCUACUUUGAUGGCACUGAAUGGGAAGGAAAUGAUGAAUGGCUCAGGGCCCAAUUUCGGGCCUACCUUGAAGGGAUGCUGGCCUCGAUAAAAUCUGACGAUCCAAAACUCCUAGAAGAUUACGGCAUCUCGUUUAUACAGUGCUGGAAAACAACACACAACUACAAAGUGUGGUCUAGUGCGGAACGUCCAGGACUGAAGACCUUGGAAGCUGGACACCCCUGUCAGGGCAACUUAAGUGUGGCUGAUAUUAAAAUGAGAUUUUCACAUACAAUGCACAAUACCGAAGGUGGAAAGAAGAUAAAUGCAGCUGUGACUCAAACUGGGAAAUAUGUAGUGCAAACUGGGAAAGCUGUCGGGGGUGCACUCAACCAGGCAAAGACCUCUAUAUCCUCCUGGUUUUCCACAUGGAAAUCCGGCAACAACAAUGACGAGAAGGAGAAAGGCCAGGAACCCUCUUCAUCUUAGAAGAUAAUUGAGUCUCGCUUGACGAGGAUGACAAGGAGAAAUGCGAGGAACCCUCUUGAUCUUAGAAGAGUCUCGCGUUAGGGAAACCAGGCUGAAUGCAUGUUUGUUAAGUGUUGUCCCAGAUUAGCCUGUGCAGUCUGCAAGGCUAACUAGGGAAGAAUCUUUUCGCUUUUUAUGCACCCGGUAGGGUGGCAUAUAGCAGUUGAACUGUCCGUCAGUGUGUCAGUAUGUCAGUCAGUCUGUCCGUCCGUCCUUCCGAAAAAAAACACUUUAACAUUGGCCAUUACUUUUUCACUAUUGAAGAUAGCAACUUGAUAUUUGGCAUGCAUGUGUAUCUCAUGGAGCUGCACAUUUUGAGUGGUGAAAGGUCAAGGUCAAGGUCAUCCUUCAAGGUCAAAUGUCAAAUUUAUGGCGUCUGUCUGUUCGAAAACUUUAACAUUGGCCAUAACUUUUUUACUAUUGAAGAUAGCAACUUGAUAUUUGGCAUGCAUGUGUAUCUGAUGGAGCUAAACAUUUUGAGUGGUGAAAGGUGAAGGUCAAUGUCAUCCUUCAAGGUAAAAUGUUAAAUAUAUGGCGUCUGUCCGUCCGAAAUCUUUAACAUUGGCCAUAACUUUUUUAAUAUUGAAGAAAGCAACUUGAUAUUUGGCAUGCAUGUGUAUCUCAUGAAGCUGCACAUUUUGAGUGGUGGAAGUUCAAGGUCAAGGUCAUCCUUCAAGGUCAAAGGUCAAAAAAAAAAUAAAAAAUAAAUCAAACAGCGUUCUCAUGAAGCUGCACAUUUUGAGUGGUGGAAGGUCAAGGUCAUCCUUCAAGGUCAAGGUCAUCCUUCAAGGUCAAAGGUAAUUUUUUUUUUUAAAUUCAAAGCGGCAUUCUCAUGAAGCUGCACAUUUUGAGUGGUUGACAUCGCAUUGCAGUAGUGGAGUUACUGAUUGUCUGUGUGCCAUUAAACCUUCAGAAAAGUGUAUGUGAUGCAACAGAUGUAAGUCACUGUGAAUGACAACCUUUGAUUGUUCUGCUCAUCUGGCAGUGUUGCGUUUAUGCGUUUGUUUUCAGUCAAUCAACAGAGCAAUUGUCAAUAAACCGUUUGUGUAUUAAAAGGACUUCUGGGCAUGAUAAUAAAUAUGUUCAUAUUAUCUUGGUUUAUCAUUUAAAUAAUCAAGUCAUCAUUAACUGUAAAGGACAGAGUGGUUUACUUUUUUAUAUUGAACUGAAAUUGUAAACAUACAUUUAUUAAGAACUACUAGGAUGACAUGUCCUGCUGCAGUUUACAACAACACAUCAGGAUGUAUCCAUUUAUCGAUGUUGCCUCUUUUUGAAUGUAUUUGGCCGCAGCAUAAAGUGUUGGUUAUUGUAACUUUACCUAGAACCAUCAUUUAUAACUUGUCUACUUUAGUCACAAAGCUGGGUGACAGAUUCCUUUGACAUAUACGAUGUGUCCAUUUCUAGAUCUUUCCUCAUCAUGCAUGUACUUUGCCGCUGCAUAGAGUGUUGAUAAUUGCAAUUUGACCUAGAACCAUCAUAUUGUUCUUGUUUUUUCAAGUCAUUUAGGCAGGUUACAGAUUCCUUUGACAUCUGUUAUAUAAUCUGUGUAAGGAUUACAACUUGGCCUUUCUAUGUGUUUUCCUUUCCUUUACUUUUCUGUCUUUAUCCAAUGCAUCGGCAACUGUUUGUAUGUCUUAUAUAUAUAUAUGUUCACGGUUAAGUAAAACUGUUGGCCUUCAACUAAUUGGUCCGUAGUCAAUGACUGUACAAAUUACUAGUAUGCCAACAAAUAUUAGUAUAACAUAGGACACAGCUGAAGCUGUCUUCAUUGUCAUGACAACAUGUUUAUUCGUCAGUGUUCUAUUGACAAGAUCUAUGCAUAGACGUAACAGUUAUAUUGUUAAGGGAAAACCUAAGAAACGAACACCAGUUUAUUUCUGGUCCCAUAUCUACGAACAUAAAUUGCUUAUCGACCAAUGGGAUUCGGAGCUCAUUAUUUUCAAUUUUGUAGUUUAUUAUUUGUAUUGAUUUUCAGAACAUUAUUUUGCCUUUGGGGUCAUAAUUCCAGUUUUGCCUUUGGGGUCAUAAUUCCAGUUCCAGAGAUUAUGUUUAAUAGCUUAUGUAUAGCUCAACGACUCAAUUGAUAUCUGGUAAACAUUUAGAACACACGUUAUAAUCUUUGGAAGAGCACAGUUAUUGUGAUAUAUGUCCUUAAACUUUGACUUAAUCUCAGAAACAUUGGUAAAUCAAUAGACAAAAACAACCACAGCCAUUUGUUGAUUUACUACAUAUGUUUAUGUCAUUGAUCUCAAGAAGGUAGGACGCACGGUCAAACUUAUUUUAUUACCAGUGAAGAUUUAGCUAACAUUUGUAAGUUUUACCAUAUACAAAAUCGUUGUAAAGCUUGAAUGUAAUGACUUGAUCGAGAAUAUUGUAUUCCAAAUAGAUUCUUCACCCAAAGAGAAAUUGCACAAAAGUAGUGCGGUGUUAACUCCACCCACGAAGGGUUUGGGUUAGGGGUUAAUUGAUGUGUAAUAUCUAAUUAGUAUCUGUUAUUUGUGUCGUAUCUAUCUGGAAAAUAAUGCCACCCUGACUUGAUGCACUGCCACAAAGGUGUGAUCUUUGGCUAUAAUGUGCCUUUUGAUAUAGUAUUAUGAGUAUACUAGAAUAAUAACAGCAUGCACAUUAUAAAAUAUGUUUAUUGAAGUGUUUAUUUCAUUCACUAGCUUGUUCUUGAGUCAUGGUAGAGUAGGGACUUAAAGUGAUAGGCAUUUAUUUUCUACCGAAAAGAAAGAACUGGAAUUUUAGUUUUUUUAAGAACCCUGUUCUCAGCAGCUUUAAACCUGAUAUUCUUCAAAGUUUUAACUUCAGGCGCUAGUUUGUGAUCAACAUAAGUAAAGAAUUAAAACACUGGAUGUUGUCCGAAAAGUAACAACUUAAAACAAUGCAUGUGGGAAUCUGUUUCAAGAGUUUGAUCAUUUGUCCAAAAUAAAUUAUGAAAUGCUUGCGUGAAUUGGUUAAAACCCAGUGGUGAAGGCUAUAUGAAGACUUCUUAAGCAAAUAGCCAAGCCGCAUUCAUACACUGUUUUUAGCUUAUCUGGGCAUGAAGUGCUCAAGUAUGAGCCAAUCUUUGGUCAAAUUUGGUCGUCAAUAGUAUUCAUCUAUGUUACUUAAAUGAAGUCAUCAAAUCAAACUUUGAAUAAGUGUUCAUUUGAAGGUCUUUUUCAAAAAAACGUUAUUUGACAUUUAGUAUAAAUGGUUUGUGCUUUAGGAUUAUUGCUUUAAUUCAAAUUGCUGCAUGAACACAAUAUAUUGGUAGAUAUAUAUAUAAGUAAUUUGCACUACUGAAUGUCUUGUUUUGUUAUAGUUUUUUUAAUAAUUAGCUUACACGUUAUUUACGUACAUGCUAUGAUGUUUUCAAUGUGUUCAUUAGGACGCUCUUUUCCAGGAGACUUAUUUUGAUACUUAAAAAUUGGCCUUAUAGUGUUAUUUGCUUGCGCUUUUAGGUCCUUGUACAGUAAGUCUAAUAUUCUUAUUGCUGUUUAAACACAAUAUAACGAUAUUAAUAUAUUUGCACCACUCAACUUAUUCGUUUUUGUAUUGUUAUGUUAAUUAUAAGCUUGCAAGUUAUGUAUGUGCAUACAUUGUUUAAAACAUGAUUAAAGCAAAUGUUAUUGCGACAUUAUACGCACAUUUUUGGGUACAGUAUGUAUGUGUAUUUGAUUAUUUGUAUAAUGGUUUGUUUGUACAAAAUAUUUCAUGCAGAAACUGCAUGUUCACAAAUUACUAGCAUAUCUGAAAAGAAAUAGAAUAUCUCUGAUUUAUGACAUUUGAAAAUUGUCAAUAAUUUGUGUUGUAAAGUAGGCUGAACAUUUAAUCAUGCCCAUAUUAACCCAUUUAUGCCUAGUGUCUAGAAAAAAGGCAUUGGCAAACAGGUCUGCACUGUUUGCUUAAAAUAAUUUCUGUAAGAAAUAUUCUAAAUAUAGAAAUAAAUAUAAAAAAAAUCACUAGACAUCCCUAAUUUAAAAAAUAAAUUGAUCCAAUUUAGAAGGAUGGGAAAGUGCACUAGGCAUUAAUGGGUUUAAAACUGAAAUAAAUAUAAAUGGUUGUGACCAACCUAUAACUAUACAAGAAUGUUGUUCAAUUUCUUCCAAAAAUUUUGUGUUUUUGGCCUAAUGUUGUGUUUGCAUAUCAGGUAUGGUCAAUGUGCUCUUCCCAAGAAACACUUAAAUACCUCUCAAAUUUAUUUCUUAAAAAAAUAAAUAUAUAUAAUACCAACGUACAUUUAAGACAGACAAAUAUCGUACUUUUUAAACACAGUAAUAAUAUUAAUUAGAUUUUAUUCUUUGGAAAAGGUUUAAUAAAUAUGCAUCUUUGUAAGUAACAGUCCCUCGAGAAUUGAUAGAAAUUUAGAAUCCCAGUGUAAUAACCUAGGCAAGAUAGAAAAUAAAUAUUUUCCGAAUAUAUCGAUACAAAUAGCUGGGGAUGAAGCAUCUAGCAUUUUUCUUUCAAUAUCUUUUUUUAAACAUGUAUAUUGAUAAUUGUUAAAAGCAUUUAUUAUGCCCCCAGUAGGGUGGCAUAUAGCAGUUGAACUAUCUGUCCGUCUGUAUGUCUGUCAGUCUGUGCGUCAGUCCGAAAACUUGAACAUUGGUCAUAACUUUUGCAAUAUUGAAGAAGUAACAUGCUUUAAGGGGAGAUAAUUUAUAAUUUAUAUCAUUUGCAGGUACAGAUCAUUUUCACAAGGGAAGUCAUAUUUUUUAAAGUGAUAUAAUCAAUUGUGUUUAUUAUUUCAAAUCGGCGCAGUAGGACAAAUAUCUGUCUUGUUUCAACAUGUAUUUCUGGAAUUGUUAAUUUGUUCAAGAUUUAUUUAUUUAUAAUUAUCAAUCAAAUAAGUAUACUCAGUUAUAAAUUGCGUUGUUUAUUUCAAAACUGAUCAAUUUCAAUGUGACAUGUGGCUAUGUGCAAUAAAGCUACCAUUUCUGUU
Molecule: messenger RNA, 7644 nt
Organism: Dreissena polymorpha
Lineage: Eukaryota; Metazoa; Mollusca; Bivalvia; Myida; Dreissenidae
Product: late secretory pathway protein AVL9 homolog
Exons: 19
Coding region: 84-2681 (865 amino acids)
Cellular component (GO): cytoplasm
Source: RefSeq, a predicted model, not a curated record